AUGGAGGCAGCAGCAGCUGUAAUCGGACUUAUUCACCCAACCUGUAAGGCUGCCUUGAAGAUACAUGAGAUCAUUAAAUCGGUCAAACAUUCGCAAAGCAACUUAUCGCGACUUCAAACGAGAAUCGAGGCCCUUUCCAGCUGUUUGACGCUGCUUGGCGAUGAAUGCAAAGAGAGAAGGAGGGCCCACCUCUUGAAAUCGGAAGACGAGCAUUUCACAUGCAUCAGAAACAUCAUAGAAAACUGCCGGACUUCACUUGAAACUCUCGCCGAUCGACUGAAUAAGAUUGAAAGCAAACCGUCAGGCUUUUCUCGCAACCUGCGGAUGGCAUGGGACCUGGCAUUUAGUCGAGACGAUGUUCAACAAGCGUCGGAAGAAAUUAGUCACUACACUUCCGUGUUGAACCUAAGUCUUUCUACCCUGUCACUUGCACAAACAUUGGAGGCGAAGCAACCGCAUACCGAGAUAAUAGGGAGGGUGCAAUAUGUUGCGCGCAGACUCCGUGUCGAAGUCGAAGUCUCUCAGUGUGAUACCUCACUACCUGGCCCUGGUUAUGUAGCCAUUGGAGGUCAAGAAAUCAAUAAUCCGAUUUUCGCAAGGACUAUUCAACAAUGGAAUAGGUCAGCAGUCAGUUUAGCGGAGGAGGUUCUCCUCGAAGGGAAUCAGGACCUGAGGAUCUCCAGACCUAGAGUACAUGGCAGUAUUCCCAGAGGUUCCAUCUCUAGUGAGCGCUCAGAGCCUCAUGAGCAGGAGCCUCCUUUCAAUCCUCAACUGCAGCUCUACAAAUAUAAGAGGACCGUCGAGAUUGUAGAGCUAUUGCGAGUUGGCGAAUUGUUCGAAAAUGCCACUCAACAUCUCCAAGACGCGGUGAGCAUACGCAAGCUGCUGGCAGAGGCAGGGAAGAAGGAGUUCAAUGAAUUAGAACAGCAGGAUCUGGAUGAACAACUCGCAGAUCUCAACAUCAUGUGUGAGACUGAAGUAGGAACCGCAAAGGCAAGAAAAAUUCUGGAGGCCUUGAACCAUCAAUGCGACAUGCAACAACCAAUUGAUCUAGGCCGAUCGUCCAGGCUACAUCAUAAACUUGGGAAGCUACUAUUCGAUGGCCGAUAUUUGCUUGGGGCUUGCCGACAUCUUCAGACUGCUAUAGAGCUUCGACUACAGGAAGAUUCUAGGGACAGGGAGAGAAUUAUGGAAACUUACGAACUUCUGCGUCAUGUGCAAGGACUUCGUGGUAGCCACGCCGAAUUCCUGGCUACAAAAGACUGGGUUGAAGAGGAAAUUGGACCUGUCGAAGACUCGCCUCACAAUGAGUUUGAUGCAGCCUUGUUUUGGGCUCACAAGAAAGGUUUCCACGAAGCUGCAUUGGAUGACAUGAACUUACCCAAGUUUGAUGUUUGUGAUUCCCAAAAGCGACCACUUUUAUUCGCCGCCAUCGCAGACGGCGAUAUGGAAGUCGGGGUCCUCGAACAAAUUAUUCAGUACUAUCAGAAUCUCGAACUUACCGACAGCAACGGAGAGACACCCCUAAUGGCGGCGGUGACGGCUGGCCACGUGUCGGCGGUGCGUCUUUUACUAGAAAGUGGUGCUGAUUCAGACUUCAAAGAUAAGCACGGCCGUCACAUCCUUUACAAAUGCCAGACAGAAGAAGUGGCCGAGGAAAUCUUCACAGCAACUUCUAAUCGGAGACUCAGCGUCGCGGCGGAGGCUAGCAGACUCCGGCGUGCUUCAACGGCCCGCUUGGACAUAUCACCUGUUCAAAGUAGAGCCAGUGAUACAUCUCCCUCGUCGAUAGAUAUCAACUCUCGAGACUUUUAUGGUAAAACGGCGCUUUACCAUGCAUGCGAAAAGGGGAACAAGGAUGUUGUAUCGGUUCUUCUCCAAUCCUUCAAGGCAGAUACCGAGAUCUGUGGUCCAAGAAAGUGUACGCCACUCAUGGCUGCAAUCCAAGCACAGUUCAACGUUAGAAACGGAGGAACGCCUGGGAGUCAAGCUGCCUUUAUCAAGAAGAAGGUCGAUAUUAUUCGAAUGCUGGUAGCACAUGGUGCUGAUCGGAAGGUUCCAUCUUCCACGCUUCGAAGUGCUGGUGUGGCACAUUCGGAGAUAAAGAAGAUCUUGGAGAGUAAGGUGGGACCGCAGGGGAGUACGAAUACUCUUUCUAGUAUAGCAGCGUCUGCAAUUAGUGGCGUUGUUGAAGAAGGGUGGCAGAUGGUAGCGAGAAAUGAUGCGAGGCACACGGGCUAG
Molecule: messenger RNA, 2241 nt
Organism: Colletotrichum paranaense
Lineage: Eukaryota; Fungi; Ascomycota; Sordariomycetes; Glomerellales; Glomerellaceae
Exons: 2
Coding region: 1-2241 (746 amino acids)
Molecular function (GO): protein binding
Source: RefSeq, a predicted model, not a curated record